UCGAUCAUCAUUCACAUGACGCAACACAAAUCUUUUUCUCACUUUUGCCUCACAAGUUAUUAUUAAAGUAUUUAGAAAAGAAACAAAAACAAAAUAUAGAGAGCUGCGAAUUCGGCUGCCAUGUAAGCAUAAACACAACACAAAGCAUGAUUGUUGUGUCAGAAGACUAGCUUUUGUGGCUCUAUAUAAGAGACACUAUCUUCAUUUUGUUCUCUUUGUCCCUCUCUACCUUUCAUACAAAUCUCUCUCCCUUACAAACAUAUAAACACACUUCACAUCUUCUUCACCCGAUUCCAACACUCUUACCUAAAGAGCAAGGUUUAUCGAAAUGGAGAGGCUAAACUCGAAGCUUUACCUGCAAAACUGUUUUAUAAUAAAGGAGAAUGAGAGGUUGAGGAAGAAAGCUCAGAUUCUGAACCAGGAGAAUCAACAGCUUCUCUUGGAGCUCAAACAGAAGCUCUCCAAAACCAAGAACUCUAAUGGAUCAAAUCAAGGAAGCAACAGCAACCUCUCUUCGUCAAGUUCUGCUUCUGGACAAUCCUGAUUAUGCAGCAAAACUCUUAGGACAAGAAUUGGAUAUGGUAGACCGGAAAAUCAUCAUGACCCUCCCAGCUCAAUUAGAAGAACCCAUAUUAUCUUAUUUCUUUUUUUUAUUAGUGUAAUAUUAGAAAAUGGUUAGUGGUGUUAUUAAGGUUAUCAACUAGUUUUAUUGUUGUUUAAUUUUAUUUUAAUUUGUGGGUUCUUCUAGUUUAUUUACUACAAAAAGGACAAAAGUGUAGUGUCUCUCUGCCUAUCUUCUCAGAGGGAUAUUUUACUUUUGUUUCCAUUUGUAUGUUAAUUAGAUUUUCUUUGUUGCCUUUUUCAUGUGGGGUUGGUUUUUUAGGAUUUGGUGGAUUCUGGGACUGCAUUGAUUGUACUACCUUCUGAUCUUCUCUUAAACAACCAGUAUCUUUAUUAUUUAUAUUAUUCUACAUUUUCCUUUGUUUAUUCAAGAAUUUUGUUCACUACUUUAUACAUGUUAGCUAAGAUAUUUUUUUGCACAAAAAAAAGCUAAGAGAUUUAUGACCUCAACCAGGUUUGUUGUCAAAGCAAUAUGUAAUUGAGAAGGGAAGUAUUGAUAAUGUAAUUUACAUGAGGAUAAGUAUUGAUAGUAACGAUAUAAGAAGAUACUCAAGAAAAGGGUUCAGUUAAAACAUAGGUACACUUACUCGUUGCUGGUACCAUUUUUAAUCACGUGAUCAAUAGCUCGGGCUGAUGUCUCAAAGCCUUUCUAUAUUUUAUUAUUUUGGGGUUUCUUUUUAAAACUUGUACAAUUGUACCGAAGCUGUCAUUUUCUUUUUUCAGUUAUUCAUAAUUAUGUUUUAGCACCAUAAAAAAAAUCAAGUGUUUGUGAGAAAAUUAGAGAGAGAGAGCUACGAAUCUCGAUGAUACAUAAAUAGUCCUCUAAGUAAAUCAUCAUCAUUCAUCAUAAACUCAGACUUGGAAAGUCAACUUUGAGAUAUAUAACUUUCAGAAAACUAUUCCCAUUUGAUCAUUAUCCCGAAAAUCUCUUUGGAAGAUCAUUGCACAUCAUCAUCUUCUCACGUACAAUUUGUUCAAUUUCUAUAAUCAUUACUUCUCUAUUUUAAAAGUAAACAGAAUAAAAAUUCAAUGAAGAAGUUCGGAUCGAUGCUCACCGGGCUGGCGGUGAGACCCAUUGGGCCUUUACCAAAACUACUUCAAACUAAUACAGAGGAGACUAUAGUCCAAUGCGGAAGAAACUCAAAUGCAUAGUAUUUUACGAAUUGACGAAACUACCCUCACUCACCUUCUUCUUUGUAGAUUCGCGAAGUCGUGUCUCUACUUCUAAUGAAAAAUUGAACCCUAAUUUCGAUUUCGAGAUCUCAAAUCUUGCGAAGAUGACGAAGGACUUCGCGAUUCCACCUGUGGUCUUCCCCUCCGGCGGAUCCACAUCCAACCCCAACGUCCAGCAACGACGCUUCCCCGCCGCUCCGUUCCAACCUCCCCGCCCCUCCUCCUCCGCGAUCCCUUUCAUGUCCUUCGACAUCGGAUCCGCCGCCGCGUCCUCCGCCGCCCCCGCUGGACCGUUCACCGGGACCUUAAACUCAUCCGCAUCCUUCGGAGGAGGAGGAUCGUCCUCCUUCGAGGACGAGGAGCCUCUCCUCGACGAGCUCGGGAUCCACCCCGAUCAGAUCUGGAAGAAGACCAGAUCCAUCCUCAACCCGUUCCGGAUCAACCAAACCGUCCACCACGACUCGGAUCUCUCGGGGCCGAUCUUCCUCUACCUCGCGCUCUGCCUCUUCCAGCUCCUCGCGGGGAAGAUCCAGUUCGGGGUGAUUCUCGGGUGGAUCGUGGUGUCGUCGAUCUUCCUCUACGCGGUGUUCAACAUGCUCGCGGGGAGGAACGGGAAUCUGAAUCUGCACACGUGUACGAGUUUGGUUGGGUAUUGUUUGCUUCCGGUGGUGAUUUUGUCUGCUGUGUCGUUGUUUGUGCCGCAGGGAGCGGGGGCGGUUAGGUUUGCGGUUGCGGGGGUGUUUGUGCUGUGGUCGACGAGGGCUUGCUCGGCGUUGGUUGUGUCUUUGGCUGAUGGGGGAGAGGAGCAUCGUGGGUUGAUCUCUUACGCUUGUUUCUUGAUCUAUACUCUCUUCUCUCUUCUUGUCAUAUUUUGAUGAUUUAAUUACGAAGUAUUGAUAGUUUUUUUUUUCUGGGAAUCUUUUGAUGGUGAUUAGUAAGGACGAAUGAUGAUGAUCUAAAGUUUGUUUGGUUUUGUGGUGGGAAUAGUGGAGCGAUGUGUAAAGGCUUCAUGUUUUAAUUUUAUUCAAUGUUUGUAUCUUUUGACUUCAGGAGUUUAUAUUUACAGAGUUUAUUAUCAA
Molecule: messenger RNA, 2873 nt
Organism: Brassica napus (rape)
Lineage: Eukaryota; Viridiplantae; Streptophyta; Magnoliopsida; Brassicales; Brassicaceae
Product: protein LITTLE ZIPPER 4
Exons: 2
Coding region: 329-544 (71 amino acids)
Source: RefSeq, a predicted model, not a curated record